AUGGAGACGAUGGCAGCGGCUCCCGCGCCGCAGCAGAGGACGGGGCGCAUCGCGCGGAGGCUGGCCAGGCUGCUCCGCCGCAAGAGCUCCCCGGCGGGGGCGGGGGGGAUGGCGUACUCCGUCGCAGGGGACGACUUCGACGACUCACUCGACAGCUCCAUCAACUCGCUCAGCAAGCUCAAGCUGUCCGGCAACCUGGCAGCUGCCUACACGCUGGACGCCUUCUUCAAGAAUGCCACGGAGACGAAGGGGACGGCGGCGGCGGCGCCGCAGACGCAGCCGUCGCCUGCGCCUGCGCCGGUGCCGGCGCCGGGGGCGCAGGACGCCGCGAAGCACGCUUUCGUGGCGACCCUGUUCGCUCGGGCGUCCGCGGUGAAGGCGGCGUACGCGCAGCUGCAGCUGGCGCAGCACCCGUACGACGCCGACUCCAUCCAGGCGGCCGACGCCGGCCUGGUGGCGGAGCUCACCAAGCUGUCGAGCCUCAAGAGGCGGUACGCCAGGGACCCGGCCGCCGCGGCGUCCAGGAGUGCCGCCGCCGCGCUCGCCCUCGCGGCGCACGCCGACGAGCAGCGCCACCUGCUCCGGACCUACGAGAUCACGGCGCGCAAGCUGGAGGCGGAGCUCCGCGUGCGGGACGCCGAGGCCGAGCGCGCGCGCGCCGCGCUGGCCGACGAGGUUCGCGCCGCGCGUGGCCUGGAGGAGCGCACCCGCACCCUGGCGUCGCUGGACGACCUCCACCUCUCCGGCCUCAACGCCACCCACUUCCUCACGGCGCUGCGGCACGCCGUCAAGUCCGUCCGCGCCUUCGCCAGCGCAAUGCUCCACGCGAUGCGGGCGGCCGGCUGGGAUCCCGAGGCGGCGGCGGCGGCCGCGGCCGCCGUGCACCCGGGCGCCAGGCUGCGGGACCCGGCGGGCGACGCCAGGUUCGCGCUCGAGUCCUACGUGGCGCUGAAGAUGUUUGCUGGGUUCCACCGCAAGGACCUGGGCCUGAGCUCCCUCCACGGGCGGGGCGCCUCCACGACCGCCGCCGCUUCUUCGAGGAGUUCGCGGAGGCCAAGUCCGCGGCCGCGGCGGAGUUAUUAG
Miscanthus lutarioriparius is the source of this 1083-nucleotide messenger RNA. The record is from the annotation of a GenBank genome assembly. Lineage: Eukaryota; Viridiplantae; Streptophyta; Magnoliopsida; Poales; Poaceae.